AUCACGUGGAGCCGUCAUGGCUGCUAUCCUGUAGAUACUAAGUUGUUGAUCAUUUGUGUAGCUUUUAAUUUUGACUGUAAGUUGCUUUAGUCUUUGUCUGUUUUUAAGAUACGAAGCUGUGAAGAUGCUCUGCCGUUAGACCCGCGGCUCGAGCUGCUCCUGCGCCGGCAGCGCGUGUGUUGCCGUGUGUGUGUUUACAUGCGUUCACGUUAACAGCGUGGUGUCUCGUCAUGUUCGUGCUGGUGGAGAUGGUGGACACCGUCCGGAUCCCCCCCUGGAGCUUCCAGGCGCAGCUAAACGAGGCCGUGGCCGAGGAGCUCAACAAGAAACUGGCCAACAAGGUGGUCUACAACGUGGGUCUCUGCAUCUGUUUAUAUGACGUCACUAAACUGGAGGAUUCCUACAUAUUCCCAGGAGACGGCGCCUCACACACUAAAGUUCAUUUCAGGUACGUGGUUUUCCACCCCUUCCCCGAUGAGGUCCUCGUCGGCAAGAUCAAGUACUGCAGCCAGGAGGGAGUUCACGUGACGAUGGGAUUCUUCGAUGACAUUCUCAUCCCACCGGAGUCGCUUCAGCAGCCUGCAAAAUUUGACGAAGCAGAGCAGGUUUGGCUCUGGGAGUACGAGACGGACGAGGGAGCGCACGACCUCUACAUGGACCAAGGAGAAGAGAUCCGCUUCCGCGUGACGGACGAGGUCUUUGUGGACACGUCGCCGACGGGCCCGGCCACAGCGGAGCCGGACCCCAAGGCACAGCCGGGACAGGCGGCGCCGCCGCCUCCGCCGGCAGAAGAGAGCGGGGAGAAGAAGGAGGCGCCGUACACUCUGAUCGGAACCAUCUGUGAGCCGGGCCUCGGGCUGCUGUCGUGGUGGAACAAUUGACCCUCCAGAGGAGGAGGAGAGAGUCUGGGGGACGACCGUGGCUGAUCUGAGAUACGAGGGACAGCCGGCAGAGGACACACACUGCUGUCGUUUGGUCCCAGGAGUCCGGAUGCAGGAAAGUGGAGCUGCAGCGUGAAGAUGCUGUCAGUGACGUCCCAUCUGAUGCACUGACUCUGGUUCUGCUCCGACUUCUGCCCCAAACACACCAGCAUCAUGUUUACAUGUACAAUUAGCUCUUAUUUGUUUUGUCUUUACGAGAGAGUUUGUGAAAUCUCUAAUGUUAUUACUACUUGAUCUGAACCUGAACAUGUCAUAAUGUGUUGAUAGAUGAAGUUCCUUAAUUCUGGGUUUACAGCUGGAUUAAAUGUCAGGGAUGAGUGUGUUGAGUUUUACUGAAAGAAACAGCUGAGUGACAUUUGUGUUGACACGAGUCCAGGUCAUAUGAUGUAAAGAUCUAAAGAAUGGAAACAAUAAUUACAGGGAAAGAGUUUCUCAUGAAGAGUAUUAUUGCUCCAAGAUUCUUGUGAACGCCCUUCCAGUUUAUUUAUCAGCUUUUAAUUUAGAUUUGUUCUGUCUUGUCUCACAGUAAAAAAUGUAUUUCA
This is a messenger RNA of Cololabis saira (Pacific saury), 1483 nucleotides long. It is a transcript of the gene polr3h, whose product is annotated as polymerase (RNA) III (DNA directed) polypeptide H. Gene Ontology annotation, cellular component: RNA polymerase III complex. The transcript has 6 exons. The coding region runs from base 231 to 881 and encodes 216 amino acids. The record is from RefSeq and is a predicted model, not a curated record. Gene Ontology annotation, biological process: transcription initiation at RNA polymerase III promoter; DNA-templated transcription. NCBI's taxonomy places the organism in Eukaryota, Metazoa, Chordata, Actinopteri, Beloniformes, Belonidae. Gene Ontology annotation, molecular function: DNA binding; DNA-directed RNA polymerase activity.